GUAUGUAUGUAUGUAUGUGUGUGUAUAUGUUUAAAAUAACCCUGAACUUGUCAAUGAUAUAAAUUGAAAUAUAUAGUAAGGUUACAUAUAUAAAUUGAUAGUCACUAAUAACAAAUAAAGUUUUCAUGUGUUUCUAUUUGUGAUUAACCAAAAACAAAAACUAAAACAAAAAAAAACAAGAAAAAACCGAAACGAAAUGAAACAAACAAAACAAAUAACCAUGUACCUUUUACACAUGUGUAUAAGUUUUAUAUAAAUCAUGUACGAAUAGUAGUAUGAAUGUUAAUAUAUUCAUUGAAUAGUUAUUAUGAUUAUUAUCAUUAUUACUACUAUUCCUAUUUCAUUGAAUAUUCAACCUAAACUAAAAUCAUUGAAUAUACUGGUUUUCUCUAUUCAAUUGAUUGAAUACCAUUCAUUUGAAUCUCUUUUAUAAGUGGAUUAUUUCACAAUCUAAUUCAAUGUAUCUUAUAUUAAAUUAAAUUAAAACAAAACAAAACAAAACAUGCCUAAAACUUCAGUAAACACUAAAGAAUCAAAAUAUUUUCCAAAUUUUAUUAAACGGAAUAAAAGUGUUCAUUUACAAAAUCGUCAUAAUAUGAAAGCUCUUCUGGAAGAAGCAAAGAAAGAAUUUCUAGAAAAAUGGGAGAAGCCUGCUCAGAACACGGCCACUCUGGAUUCAUUCGACCGAAUCAAAACGUUAGGCACUGGGUCUUUCGGACGCGUGAUGCUAGUCCAGCACAAAGUCAGCAAGGAGUAUUAUGCUAUGAAGAUUUUAGACAAACAAAAGGUGGUGAAGUUGAAACAAGUUGAACAUACAUUAAACGAAAAGCGUAUAUUACAAGCUAUUUCGUUUCCGUUCCUUGUCCGGUUGGAUUAUCAUUUCAAAGACAAUAGCAAUUUGUAUAUGGUUUUGGAGUUUGUUAAUGGGGGAGAAAUGUUUUCCCAUUUAAGACGCAUCGGUCGUUUCAGUGAAAGUCAUUCACGAUUCUAUGCUAGUCAAGUGGUGUUGGCAUUUGAAUAUCUACAUCAUUUAGAAUUAGUCUACAGAGAUUUGAAACCGGAAAACAUUCUUAUCGAUCAAUAUGGAUAUUUAAAGAUAACAGAUUUUGGUUUUGCUAAACGUGUAAAAGGUAGAACAUGGACUCUAUGCGGUACACCAGAAUAUUUAGCUCCUGAAAUUAUUCUAAGCAAAGGUUACAAUAAAGCUGUUGAUUGGUGGGCACUUGGUGUAUUAGUUUAUGAAAUGGCAGCUGGUUAUCCACCAUUUUUUGCUGAUCAACCAAUACAAAUUUAUGAACGUAUUGUAUCAGGAAAAGUUCGUUUCCCGUCACACUUUAGUUCUGAUUUAAAAGAUUUACUAAGAAAUCUUUUACAAGUUGAUUUAACUAAACGUUUUGGAAAUUUAAAAAAUGGUGUUAAUGAUAUUAAAACACAUAAAUGGUUCGCAACAACUGAUUGGUUCUCUAUUUUUAAACGUGAUAUUGAAGCACCAUUUACACCAAAAUGUUCUGGUGCUGGAGAUGCAAGUAAUUUUGAUGAUUAUGAAGAAGAACCAUUACGUAUUGCUACAACAGAGAAGUGUGCAAAAGAAUUUGAUUACUCAACAUUAUGUACUGUUUUUGAUCAUAAUCAAAAAUCCUACAACGAAAGUCAUUCACGAUUCUAUGCUAGUCAAGUGGUGUUGGCAUUUGAAUAUCUACAUCAUUUAGAAUUAGUCUACAGAGAUUUGAAACCGGAAAACAUUCUUAUCGAUCAAUAUGGAUAUUUAAAGAUAACAGAUUUUGGUUUUGCUAAACGUGUAAAAGGUAGAACAUGGACUCUAUGCGGUACACCAGAAUAUUUAGCUCCUGAAAUUAUUCUAAGCAAAGGUUACAAUAAAGCUGUUGAUUGGUGGGCACUUGGUGUAUUAGUUUAUGAAAUGGCAGCUGGUUAUCCACCAUUUUUUGCUGAUCAACCAAUACAAAUUUAUGAACGUAUUGUAUCAGGAAAAGUUCGUUUCCCGUCACACUUUAGUUCUGAUUUAAAAGAUUUACUAAGAAAUCUUUUACAAGUUGAUUUAACUAAACGUUUUGGAAAUUUAAAAAAUGGUGUUAAUGAUAUUAAAACACAUAAAUGGUUCGCAACAACUGAUUGGUUCUCUAUUUUUAAACGUGAUAUUGAAGCACCAUUUACACCAAAAUGUUCUGGUGCUGGAGAUGCAAGUAAUUUUGAUGAUUAUGAAGAAGAACCAUUACGUAUUGCUACAACAGAGAAGUGUGCAAAAGAAUUUGGUGAAUUUUAA
Messenger RNA from Schistosoma bovis, 2281 nucleotides. The record is from the annotation of a GenBank genome assembly. Lineage: Eukaryota; Metazoa; Platyhelminthes; Trematoda; Strigeidida; Schistosomatidae.